Molecule: messenger RNA, 888 nt
Organism: Linepithema humile (Argentine ant)
Lineage: Eukaryota; Metazoa; Arthropoda; Insecta; Hymenoptera; Formicidae
Product: selenoprotein S-like
Biological process (GO): endoplasmic reticulum unfolded protein response; retrograde protein transport, ER to cytosol
Cellular component (GO): endoplasmic reticulum membrane; Derlin-1 retrotranslocation complex; Derlin-1-VIMP complex
Source: RefSeq, a predicted model, not a curated record
GCAGUUGUGUGAGCUCAGGUCCGUGGGUUUGCUAAGCCCAAAUGACUGUGCGAUUCAGUCAUCCCUGCGGAUGACUAUAUGCACGUUAUGCCGUCUGAUAGCCACUGCAGUAGUACUGCAGAAAACGCUAGGUGUCACUGGAUGAUACAUUUUUGUGUUUGCAUAAUAUGCAUCAGUGAAUCGUGACAUUUGGAUACAUGUGAGUUAAUGUUUUCGAAAACUUUAAACACACAAAGGAAGGAAUAUGGAGCACGUCGAUAGUCCGAGCUAUUUCCAAACGAUUUGGACACCAAUAGCUUCUGUGGGAUGGUAUCUCGUAGCAGUUGCAGUUAUUGCAUACUAUGCAUUUCCACACAUUGAAGAGAAAUAUAAAAGUUGGAAGCUCGCAAGGAGCCAGCAGAACGGGACUGCAAUUAACAAAAAGACAGAUCAGAUACCACAAUUAUCUGCUAAUGUGGAGUUAGCACGACAGAAGAUGCAAGAAGUGUAUAACAAGAAUUCCGUUUUAGCACAAGUCAAAGAGGAAGAAGAAAAGGAAAAGAAGCGUCAAAAGAUCUUAAAAUUACUGGAGAAUAAAAAUGUGGGUCAAAAGCUAGGUAGUACACCAGAUGAUGAAAUGCCCAGUACAAGUGCAAAAUCAAAGUCGUUUAAAUCAGAAUAUAACCCAUUGAUGGGCGACAGUAGUCGCGGAUAUCGUCCUCCGAAACGUAGCUGCUGUAAAAAAGGUGGAUGUGGUUAAUUUAAGAUUUAAUAGAAUUUCAUAAAUUACUUAUUCUUAUGACGAAAAUUUAAGAUGGUGAAAAUAAAGGAAGAUCAGAGGCAAUUUAAAGUUGUACAUUCGAAAUAUGGAAUAUUCCAUGAUAUAUUAAUAAAUUGUUAUAAUCGUUA